Teleopsis dalmanni is the source of this 1252-nucleotide messenger RNA. RefSeq names its product neurotrimin (gene DIP-eta). The record is from RefSeq and is a predicted model, not a curated record. Gene Ontology annotation, cellular component: neuron projection. NCBI's taxonomy places the organism in Eukaryota, Metazoa, Arthropoda, Insecta, Diptera, Diopsidae.
GUGGCGUGGUUGCGUGUAGAUACACAAACAAUUCUUACGAUACAAAAUCAUGUCAUAACUAAAAAUCAGCGCAUUGGCAUCACUAAUUCAGAACAUAAAACUUGGACAAUGAAAAUCAAGGAUAUUAAAGAGACCGAUAAGGGCUGGUACAUGUGUCAAAUAAAUACAGAUCCAAUGAAAAGUCAAAUGGGGUACUUGGAUGUGGUGGUACCGCCGGAUAUCCUAGAUUAUCCCACAAGCACGGACAUCACUGCAACCGAGGGCAACAACGUGACGCUGAAAUGCGCUGCUACCGGCUCGCCAGAGCCAACAAUUACUUGGCGACGUGAGAAUGGGGUACUAAUUGAGCUAGCAAACGGUACAGAAGUACUCAGCGUGGAAGGCGUAGACUUGAUGCUGCCAUCGGUUAAGCGUCAACACAUGGGCGCAUAUUUAUGUAUUGCCUCAAAUGGUGUACCUCCAACCGUCAGCAAAAGAAUAUCAUUAGUUGUACAUUUUCCACCUGUAAUAACAGUACAGAACCAGCUAAUUGGAGCUGUUGAAGGAAAGGGUGUUACCUUGGAAUGUCAAUCGGAAGCAUAUCCAAAGUCAAUUAAUUAUUGGACUCGUGAAAGAGGUGAAAUUGUCCCACCUGGUGGAAAGUAUGCCUCAAACACAACAGAAAUUGGUGAAUACCGUAGCUUGAUGAGGUUGCACAUCAGCGUGUUAAAUCAAGCUGAAUUCGGCGCCUACCGGUGCGUAGCAAAGAACGCUUUGGGAGACACUGACGGAGCUAUUAAGUUAUACCGCAUUCCACCAAACUCAGUGAACCAUGUGGACAACUAUGAAGGACGAUAUAAAGGUAAAAAACGUAAUAAAAGCUCUGAGCUCUAUCAUCCCUCAAAGGCGUCUGAGAAUGGCGAGGAAGCAGAAAAUCCUGGCAAACGAAAAGAUGUUAUAUUGAGCAGCGAGAACGAUGACAGCUACUACGAUAGCUCAGCUGUAACCCGAUGGCAACUCAAUAGUAAAAGCAACUUAGCAUUAGCGCUAACAAUGCUUUGGAUGCUGCUGGUGCUCACAUCCACAGCAAUGUCAAGAUGUGUGACUGAAGCUUUGCAGCUUCUCCAACACUGAUUUAUGUGGAACUGGCAUUUUUGAUGCAGUGAUUAGUUUUGACUUGCUGUUAAGUAAGUUACGUACUUAUGUAUACAGACAUAAAUAUGUAUGUGCAAGUAUAAUGUAAAGUAAUAUCUGAAAUAUAAAUUCUUUUAAA